UAGCAGCACCUUGCCGUGCUCGCCGCAGCUUGAUCAGUUGACCAGUUCGGCACGGACACAAGCCCGUUGCAAGGAUUCCAGUUGGCUCCUGUACGUGUACCAAAUGAGCCUGCUUUUGUGGCCUUGGCUUUCUCUAUUCUUCUCUUUAGUUACGUCAUCAUGGAGUUUGAGUUCAGAUGGUCAAGCUCUUCUUGCUCUGUCGAGAAACCUCAUACUGCCAAGUUCUAUAAGGUCCAACUGGAGCGCUUCUGAUGCAACUCCUUGUACAUGGAAUGGAGUUGGUUGCGAUGAAAGGAACAUAGUGAUUUCUCUUGACCUGACAUCAUCAGGAGUUUCAGGUUCACUAGGACCUGAAAUAUGUCGUCUGAAAUACCUGCAAAUUCUCAGUUUAUCUGGUAACAACAUAUCUGGUUCAAUCCCUCCAGAAUUGGGGAACUGCAGCAUGCUUGAACAAUUGGAUCUCUCCCAAAAUUUCCUUUCUGGCAAUAUACCAGCAUCAAUGGGAAACCUCAAGCGAUUGUCACAGCUAUCACUGUACAGUAACUUGCUGAGUGGAACUAUACCAGAGGAGUUGUUCAAGAACCAGUUUCUGGAGCAAGUGUACCUCCAUUCCAAUCAGCUCAGUGGUUCGAUCCCCUUCUCGGUUGGUGAAAUGACAAGCCUUACGUCCUUGUGGUUGCAUGAUAAUAUGUUAUCUGGGGUUUUACCCGCUUCGAUUGGUAACUGCACCAAGUUGGAGGUCCUCUAUCUACUCAAUAAUCAACUGAGCGGCAGUCUUCCUGAAACCUUGAGCAAGAUCGAAGGCCUCAGGAUAUUUGAUGCCACAAACAAUAGCUUCAGAGGCGAGAUUCCUUUCAGUUUUGAGAAUAGCUGCAAGUUGGAAAUAUUCAUCCUGUCAUUCAAUCAAAUCAGAGGGGAGAUACCAAAAUGGUUAGGGAACUGCAGCAGCUUGACGCAGCUUGCAUUUGUCAACAACAGUCUGUCCGGACAGAUACCACCUACAGUUGGUUUACUGAGAAACCUCACUUAUCUUCUACUUUCUCAAAACAAUUUGUCUGGUCCAAUCCCUACUGAAAUUGGCAACUGUGAAUUGCUUUUGUGGCUGGAGUUGGAUGCAAACCAGCUUGAGGGCACUGUUCCAAAAGAACUAGCAAACUUGAGGAACUUGCAGAAGCUGUUCCUUUUUGAAAAUCAUCUCACAGGGGAGUUUCCUGAAAAUAUAUGGGGCAUCCAAAGCCUUCAAAGUGUCCUCGUCUAUCGAAAUGGUCUUACUGGGAAGCUACCUUCUGUGCUUGCUGAGCUUAAGUUCCUGCAGAACAUUACACUGUUUGAUAAUUUCUUCACCGGAGCCAUACCACCGGGACUGGGUGCUAACAGCCGUUUAGUCAAGGUUGAUUUCACCAACAACAGUUUUGUUGGUGGGAUUCCGCCAAACAUUUGUUCAGGGAAAACAUUGAGAAUUCUGGACUUGGGCUCUAAUCAUCUCACUGGUAGCAUCCCAUCCGGGGUUUCGAACUGCCCAAGUUUGGAGAGAUUCAUUCUUCAGGGCAACAAUUUCAGCGGGCAUAUUCCUGAAUUCAGAAAUUGCAAGGGAUUAAGUUACAUAGAUCUUAGCCGCAAUGGUUUCGACGGUCCGGUCCCACCAAAUAUAUUUUCAAACUGCCCUUGUUCGCUGCAAAUCAGUCCCCAAGCUAACAACCUGAAUGGAUCCAUUCCAGGAUUCAGUAAUUGUACAAACCUAGGUGUUUUAGAUCUUAGUUACAACAACUUUUCCAGCAAAAUUCCGCCAAAAAAUGCUUACUGUGUUCGUUGUAAGUUGUAACUCACGAAAGAUAGGGUGAUUUACAGUUAAUGUGAUCUUUGAUUGAUAGAAUAAAACAAGUGUCUUCCGU
Molecule: messenger RNA, 1892 nt
Organism: Setaria italica (foxtail millet)
Lineage: Eukaryota; Viridiplantae; Streptophyta; Magnoliopsida; Poales; Poaceae
Product: leucine-rich repeat receptor-like protein kinase PEPR1
Exons: 2
Coding region: 104-1822 (572 amino acids)
Molecular function (GO): protein binding
Source: RefSeq, a predicted model, not a curated record